Messenger RNA from Zophobas morio, 2523 nucleotides. RefSeq lists its product as uncharacterized. The coding region runs from base 785 to 2275 and encodes 496 amino acids. The transcript has 5 exons. Lineage: Eukaryota; Metazoa; Arthropoda; Insecta; Coleoptera; Tenebrionidae. The record is from RefSeq and is a predicted model, not a curated record.
GUCGCAGUUUGAUUACUUACCGAAAUCUAAUCUCGAGCAUACAGCAUUUGUGCAUAAGAACAUUCAGGACUGCCAACUUCGAAAAACAGUUGGCCUGAAGAAAUCCCUAACCCUAGUGUCAUUACAAAAAGGCGGGAAAGGAAUAGACAUUUUAGGCGUUUUCACCGUGAUCAAAGUGUUGGUAGGAUUUGCAAAACAAAGAUUUUUUGUCCAAUGUGUGGGGAUGAACUAGAGAGAAAUUUGAAAUCCCACGAAGAACUCAAAACUCAGCUUGAAAUAAAGCAUAAUAUAACAUUAGAGGUAGAAGAAUUGAUACUAAGUCAUGAAGAUUUUAAAAAUUGGAUUUGCGACGAACGAAGAGAUGUUAAAUAUAUUAGUCGAAAGCAAAAGAAAGAUGUGCGUUACCGCUAUCAGCUGAUAUAUUAUAACUGCAACAGAAGCUACAAUGGCUAUGAAAGUAAAGCGUUUAAGAGAUUUCCAAAGGCAGGGGGUAGUAAGAAAAUCUGUGGUACUUGUCCAUCAAGAAUCACUGCAAAAAUUUUUGAUGAAGGAACAGUGAAAAUUAAAUAUAUAAAAACACAUGUAGGACAUGAAGAUGAGCUGAGAUAUCAAGGGUUGACAAAAAAUGAAAAACAAGAAAUUUAUUCAAAAUUGAAGAAUGAAGUAUGUAAAAAGAGAAUAUUAGAAGAAGCUCGGACCAUUAAAGGGAAUAAAUUGGAAAGACUACACUUACUAACAAAAAUGGAUUUGAGAGACAUGAGUCGAAGUUUAUCAAAAACUAGAAAUGCUGAUGAUAUGGCUGCAACACACAAUAAAGGUUUUCCAUGAAUGGAAUCAAAGUGGCCAAAAUUAUGGGUUUUUAUUUAAACAAAUUGGGGAAAGGCAUUCCAUUCUUGGAAAUGAAGAUUUUGCAGUGGGCUUUAUGAACCAGGUGAUGGAAUCUAAAUUGAAACAAUUCACAAAUAUUAUUUGUAUGGAUGGGACGCACAACACAAAUAUUAGAGGAUGGGAGUUAACAACAGUUUUAGUUAAAGAUGAUAGGGGUGUUGGUUUUCCCGUUGCAUUUUUAGUGUCUAGUAGAAAAUAUCAGUUAAUUUUUGAAAUUUUUUUAGAUGCUUUAAAGAAAAAAGUUGGUGAAAAAUUAUGUCCCACCUAUUUUAUGACAGAUGAUGACCCAAAAUAUUAUAAUGCAUGGAUAAACGUUAUGGAAACAAAACCAAGACAUUUAUUGUGUAGUUGGCAUAUUAGAAAAAAUUGGAACAUUCAAGCAAAAUUAAAAAAUACAGAAUUGAAGAAAAAUAUGAAGACCGAGAUGGGAAAAAUUUUAAAGGAAACAAAUGAAGAUAAAUUUAAAGAGCUAUACGACAGUUAUUUUCAGAUACUUUUUGAAGCGGGGGAAAUUAAUUUUUUGAAUUAUUUAAAAAAACAUUAUUUUCGGAAUAUGGAACGUAUUAAAAUGUGGGCUCACUGUUACAGACUAAAUGCUGGGAUUAAUACAAAUAUGGCAAUUGAAAGUCUGAACAAAUUUAUUAAAUAUGAUGAGUUGAAUAAGAAGAGAAAUAAUACAAUAGAGAAGUUAUUGGAAAUGUUAGACAGAGUAGUGGAAGACAAGGAAUGGAACAGAAUAAUAGAAACAGAAAGACCUUCUACAGAAACGUAUCAAAGCAGAAUUGUAAGAGACAGACAUAGAAAAGCAGAAAAUUUACAAAAUAUGGUGGAGGAAGUUGGUUUUGGAGAGUUUUCAGUAAGAUCUAAUUCCAGUAAGAUUUAUAAGGUUGUGCAUGGAGACAGAGUGUGUAGAAAUGAUUGUAGGCUCAUGUAUUGUGUAGUUUGCCAAAUCUGUUUGCAUCAUUACAAAUGCCAGUGUCCUGAGUUUAUGGUAAAAAAUAACAUGCAUAUGGUUGCUUUGUUUGAAAGGGAACGGUAUGAAUGUGGGUUAGGGCAGACUAAAGACACUUUUACAGAUAUAGAAGAACAUAAUUAUUGGAAAAGAGUAUUAAUGGAAACAGAAAAUGAACACAAUCAUUGUGAUAUGCACAAAAAUGAAGAAAUAAAAAUGUUAAUAGAAAAUAAUCAGCAAACACCGUUGCCUUUGGAUGAUGAAACUUUUCGAAAAUUAAAGCAGGAGUCACUUAAUAACACUUUGAAUGCACUUAACAUAGAUGAUUUUAAAGAACUGAUGAGCAAUAUUGAUGGAUGGUUAAGAAAAAAAAAACGAGAAGACUUUAACAAAGAAAAGAGUGCAAGAGACGCAGCAAUAUUAUCCCGUAAGUGAACAAAUAUGAAGCACCACUAGAGAAAUGAGUGGAUUUUUGUAACAUGGGUUAUUAAUAGGUUCUCAUAGAAUCACCUUUAUAAAUAAUAGGAUGAAAAUUUUAUUUCUACAAUUUAGUAAUUAUAAUUUUUAUUACUGCUACUAUUACUAUGUAUUUUUCUGUUAGGUAAAGAUGAAUUCUGUUGUUGUAUUUUUUGUUGAUUCAGAUUAUUUCUAUAAAGCAAAUACACAUUUUUUACAAAUACAUU